Pseudozyma hubeiensis SY62 is the source of this 2112-nucleotide messenger RNA. RefSeq lists its product as hypothetical. NCBI's taxonomy places the organism in Eukaryota, Fungi, Basidiomycota, Ustilaginomycetes, Ustilaginales, Ustilaginaceae. The transcript has a single exon. Bases 1 to 2112 code for a protein of 703 amino acids. The record is from RefSeq and is a predicted model, not a curated record.
AUGGCUGUCGAGACCGAGCUCGAUACCGCGGCCUGCGAGGCAUCGUGGCCCACGCGACGUCUCAAUCCCAAGAUGCUCUCUUGGUGGUCCUUCCUCUGGAUCCUCUACAUUCCAUUCGGGAUCAUUCUUUGCAUCGGCCAGCUGAUCUACAUGUUCAUGCGAGCCUUCUACAUCCUUGGCGUCAAAGGUCCAAAAGGAUUGCACCCUCAGCAAAUUUUCCCUUUGGUCAAGUUCAACGUGGUCGACCACCUGGGCAACCCAAUUGCUGCGGAAACCUUCUCCAUCAAUAACUGGGGCGAGGCUGCGCAAGCCGACGUCCGACGCAUCUACUGCGCCGAGCACCCUUAUCUCUUCCUUGAUGGAUGCCUCCCGCUUCUCACCAACUCAUCUUUGAUUGUUGGUGAGGCCGUAGCACACGGGAUCACCGGGUUCCUGACACGUCCAUUCUCGGUCGUCAAGAAGCGCGGCAUGUCUCUAGUGAAGAUGCUCGAAAAUUGGGUGCAAAAUCCCGUCUUGGCAAAGAAUCUCGUUGUCUUCCCUCAGGCAGUGACGGUGGCACAGAACAACUUCGUGCAUUUUGCACUGCCCACUUUCAAGUUCGCCGCUGCCCACCCUACCCAGGUCGAGCUCGUCCCCGUGGCCAUGAGCUACGACAUGCCGUACCCUAUCCAUCUCCGCAAAGCCAACUCGAGCUACUUGUUCGAUUUCCUGCUGCUCAUGAUGAUGCCCUACGCCAAGGUUACCUACGCCUUGCUCGAGCCUGUGCAGCUGCACGGCAGGACGGCGGAAGAGAUCAAGGCCGAGUGCGAAAGCAAGAUCGUCGAAUGCUCCCUCAGGCAGUGCCAGGCAUGGAACAUCGAUUACCGGGACAAGGUCAAGUGGAGGCACAUGCUUACCGCUCGACUGCAUCCUACGUACCGUGCUUUCGAGAUUUCCAUCAUCAACAGAAUUCAGAGCUUGCCAGGGUUCAAGAUCCCUUCGCUGGUCUUGCAUCACACUAUCCAGGAGUCGACGCUGAUUUUCAUCGGUGCCUGCAUUUACUUUUCGAGAUGGAACCAGUUGGCGCUCAACGCUAUCAUGCGCUCGUGUAUCAUCACGUUUGCCUUGGUCAACUUCAUCAAGGUGAUGAAUCCCGUUCCCCGUCCGGCCUGGGUGGCAGCAAACCGUCUCAAGAUCAACCCGUACGCCUUGAAGAGGCCUCUGAGGCAGUACGAUUACACCUUCCCAUCGGGUCACUCGGCGUUCAUGGCAUGCUUGUACGCAACCUACUACUUCUCGCGUACUCACGAGGGUUUCGCGUUCGACUUCCCCGCGGGAGUUCACGUUGCUUUGAGCAUCCUCACUUUGGCCUCCGGUCUGUCACGUCUGUAUCUCGCACUUCACUGGCCUACCGAUGUCCUCUGUGGUUGGAUCCUCGGUGGUCUUUGGGGCUGGGCGUGGGGCAGCUUCCUCGACGCUCGAUUCGACAAGCUCUCCAACGUCCUUCAGAUCGGCAUCUCCUUCGCCGUCGCUGGAUUCUUCCUCAUCAUCACCAUGACGAGGAUGUACCUUCUGCCCGCAAAGAUCCCCGCCGAGGCAUGGUGCAGGCAGGUCGGACACGAGCUCAAACUGCGCGACCCAAAGCAGCUUCUACUCAACACGUCCAUGAUCUGGUCCAUUCUCUCCGCCAAAGGCACCCUUCUCGCGCUCUACAGUGCAGGGGUCACUGUUCUCAUCUGCCCCCUCGGUCGAUCUUCGUGGCUUAUCUUCAUGCAGAUCAUCAUCGGUGUCCUCUCCACCGCCUUGGUCCACACACUCAUCAUCCAUCUUCCAGCUCAACUCUUCCCUCCACCCAAACAAAAGACGAAGGUGGUCGACACGGAAAAGGUACACUUCCAGUCGGAUUCGGAGAUGUCAAUGAUGACCGUCGUCUCGCUUCUGCCCAAGUGGACGCACGAGUACACGGCUGCCGAAAUCACCAGCGCUGUGUUGCGUGCCGGUUGGUGGCUGUUUGCUUCCUCGUUCGUCUUGUUCUACAUCACUGUCUUGAGUCAGUUGGUAGCAAGCCAGAUCGAGGAAUCCUACUGCACGGUCCUUUACUACAAGGCUAUCGCUGCUUAUGGCAACAACUAA